This is a messenger RNA of Myxozyma melibiosi, 1827 nucleotides long. RefSeq names its product ubiquitin-like polyubiquitin-binding protein. The record is from RefSeq and is a predicted model, not a curated record. Bases 266 to 1483 code for a protein of 405 amino acids. NCBI's taxonomy places the organism in Eukaryota, Fungi, Ascomycota, Lipomycetes, Lipomycetales, Lipomycetaceae. The transcript has 4 exons. Gene Ontology annotation, biological process: ubiquitin-dependent protein catabolic process. Gene Ontology annotation, cellular component: cytosol. Gene Ontology annotation, molecular function: polyubiquitin modification-dependent protein binding.
AAACAGAAUAGCAGAAGUAGCAAGCAGAAAGUGUUGAUUCUAAAUAUUACCUAAUCACUCUUUGCAGUAUCACAUAAUAGCUUACUAGUCGUAAAUCCCACCUGACCACUUCUACCGUCUUCUGUAAGCCGGCUCUCUAUCAAACCCAGCUCAGUUCUGACCACCAUCAGCACCUGCGCCUUCUGAUCCGCAAUUGUAGCGACCGUCCUCGUCCUGAUCCUGCUCGAAAGCCUUCUGUGCUCUGCUUCCUGCCGACCCCAUCCAAAUGUCGGACUCUGCCUCUACCGAUCAGGCCUCGGCCCCCCCCGCCGCCGCGGAGACUAUCAAAAUCACCGUCAAAUCCUCGGCCGACGCCAAAUAUCCCAUGGAUGUCUCGCCCUCGAUCCUCGUCUCCGACUUCAAGCAGCUUCUCGAGCCUCUGAGUUCUAUCCCAAAGGAGCGCCAGCGUCUCAUCUACUCCGGACGCGUGCUCAAGGACGCCGAGACCCUUGCUUCAUAUAAAAUACAGACCGGCCACACGAUCCACCUCGUCAAGAGCGCUGCGCCUGCCGCGUCCUCGGCCACAUCAGGAUCUGGCGCUGCCGCUGCCGCGACUCCUGCCGUACCGCAGAACAUCGCAGCCGGUCAGGGCGCAGGUAACCCGCUCGCUGGACUUACCGGUGCGCGAUAUGCUGGUCUGGCGCAGUUGCCUAGCGCUAGUAUGUUUGGACCUGACGGAGGGAUGGGACCUCCCCCCUCCGAAGAGCAACUCAUUGAUGCGAUGUCGAACCCGAUGGUGCAGCAGUCGAUGAACCAAAUGCUGCAGAACCCGCAAAUGCUCGAAUAUAUCAUCAACUCUUCUCCCAAUCUGCAAGGCAUGGGUCCCCAAGUCCGGGAAAUGAUGCAGAGCGAGCAAUUCAGACAGAUGAUGACCAACCCCGAGAUGAUGCGUCAGAUGAUGAACAUGAACCGCAUGAUGGGCGGUGCCGGCUUCCCUGGACUGGGAGGCUUUGGAGGCGCGGCAAACAACUCGUUCCCUGAGCCCGGCCGGACGGAAAACACGACCACGCCUGCAUCGACGGACGCAAAUGCUACGAAUGCUCCUGCGACUGGAGCUGCUCCCGCUGCCGCUGCCCCUAACCUCUUUGCGAAUCUCUUUGCUGGUGCAGGCGGAAAUGCUCCCGCGGCUGGAAACCCGUUCGGCGCUCUGUUUGGAAACCCUGCGGCGAACAGCGGACAGGCUGCGGCCGGAGGUGCACCUGCGGCGGGAACUAACCCGCUGUGGUCGCCAGAAAUGAUGAAUCUUAUGGCGGCGGGUUUGGGUGGUGGUGCUGCGAAUUCGCAGCCUGAAGAUACUAGACCGCCUGAGGAGCGAUAUGAAAGCCAGCUGCGACAGCUGAAUGAGCUGGGAUUCUUCGACUUUGACCGGAACGUUCGUGCUCUGCGGAGAAGCGGAGGAAACGUCCAGGGAGCGGUCGAAGCGCUGUUAGAUGGCGCGGUUUAAGGGAUACAAUGUCAUUCUCAUAUAGCACCAGAUCUCUUGACGUCGUUGUUUACUGCCUUUUAUUAAUACUGUAAUAUUUUGCUACUGUUUGUGUUGUUUAUUAAACGCAUGAAGAUGAGCAGAUCAUACUGUUUUGUCUCGUUUCCUUUCUGUUGGUCUCUUUUGUGUUAUUUGAAUCUAUUAGUAACGGCUUUUGUUGUCCUUAUCACAUUUCAUUUCAGUUUUUGGUACGGAGUUGUUGAUUGUAACAUACUACCUUCAAUGUCAUUUUUGCUUCAGUGUAGUCGGUUAACUGUAGAAGAGGCCUGAUUACCUCAUCCGGGCAAAGCGGGUUAGGUGAGGAC